Molecule: messenger RNA, 1239 nt
Organism: Lycium ferocissimum
Lineage: Eukaryota; Viridiplantae; Streptophyta; Magnoliopsida; Solanales; Solanaceae
Product: receptor-like protein EIX2
Exons: 1
Coding region: 1-1239 (412 amino acids)
Molecular function (GO): protein binding
Source: RefSeq, a predicted model, not a curated record
AUGUCUGAUGCUAACAUCAGUGGUACGAUCCCAAAUUGGUUGAGCGACAUAACAUUGUUUAUGACAACCCUGGAUCUCUCUGGCAACCAAUUAGUCGGUGCUAUUAACGUUUUGUGCUAUGCUCAAAGUUUGAGCGCUAUCAAUCUAUCCAAGAAUUUGUUAUCCGGGAGAAUCCCAUCAUGCUUGAGUAACUUGGAAGAAUUGUUAGCAUUAAAUCUGGCUGAUAAUAGUCUUGAAGCUGAUAUCCCAAGUUCUUUAGGUGAUUUGACACUAAGCUCGUUGCAUUUGCAAAAGAAUAAGUUACAAGGAAAGCUCCCUUUGGCUUCGCAAAAUUUGACAUGGUUAUCUAGACUAGACUUGGGAGAAAACAAAUUGAAGGACGCUUUUCCUGCAUGGAUUGGUGAAAAGCUGCAGAGAUUGGAACUCUUGAGGCUAAAUUCGAAUCAAUUCUACGGCACUAUCCCCGUAGAAUUAUGUCAGAUUGAUUCUCUAUGUUGGUUAAAUCUUGCUGGAAAUAACUUGGAUGGAAGUAUUCCUCUUUGUUUCGAUAACUUUUCUUGCAUGAGUUCUGGUUCAAUGUCUGUUGUUCCUGAUGCUUUUGGAGAGAGAGUUGAAGGCUUUAUGAAAGGUAUACCUCUUGAGUAUGUUGGUGAACAAAUUGAGCUGUUUAGAAUUUUUGAGCUGCUUAGAAUUUUGGAUCUCUCUGAAAAUAACCUUGUAGGAGGCAUCCCUCAAGAGCUAACAAAAUUGAUAGGCUUGCAAAGUUUGAAUUUGUCUAGAAAUAAUCUCAAUGGGAGCAUACCAAAGAAGCUAGGUGAUUUAAAGGAAUUGGAGUCACUUGAUUUGUGUCAUAAUAAGCUUUCUGGUUCAAUUCCUCAAAGUUUGGCUUCUUUGAAUUUUUUGAGCUACAUGAACUUGUCUUACAACAAUUUAUCCGGUCCGAUUCCAACUGGAAAUCAACUCCAAACUCUGGAUGAUCAAUCAUUUUAUGUUGGUAAUCCUGGCCUUUGUGGAAACUUGAUCCAGAAAAGUUGCAAUGACAAUGGAUCAUCUCAUGUAAAUGAACAAACUCCUCAAGGUGAUCAAGGCGGUGAUGAAUAUACUUCUUAUCAGUUAUGGUUCUAUGCUGGAACUGGACCUGGUUUCUGUGUUGGCUUCUUGGGUGUCCUCUUCAUCUUAUACAAGUCAAGAAGUCAUGGCCUGUCAUGCAUUUUCAAACGCUUGGCCCGACGUCUGUGA